Dunckerocampus dactyliophorus (ringed pipefish) is the source of this 1345-nucleotide messenger RNA. RefSeq names its product cilia and flagella associated protein 126 (gene cfap126). Gene Ontology annotation, cellular component: ciliary basal body. Bases 462 to 1130 code for a protein of 222 amino acids. NCBI's taxonomy places the organism in Eukaryota, Metazoa, Chordata, Actinopteri, Syngnathiformes, Syngnathidae. The transcript has 5 exons. The record is from RefSeq and is a predicted model, not a curated record. Gene Ontology annotation, biological process: cilium organization.
GAGCGACAGGACGGACCCUCCAUGCCUUCUCGACCAUUAGCGCUGAUUUAGCAUACUAGUAAUUAGCUCUAUACAUUUUACCAGCGAUUACAAAAGAGAGAGAGAAAGCCUUUUUGCACCAUGUCUCACAGUUUAGCUUCGCCAAUACAGUAAACUGGAAACUUCAUGCAUAAACGCUUAGACGAGCUAACACCAAGCUAGCUGCCGGAAGUAAAUAAUAGUUUCCGGAAGUAAAUAAUAUGACUUCCGGUCAAAGUUCGAGACGGUUAACGUAUUAAUUUAUGCUUUGCCCAUUGUCUUAGGUACUGGAGGGACAUAUAUUUACUAGAGAGUUCGUUUCUUUUACUACAAGAAUGACUUUAUGCUGUCAUGUUUUCCUAAAACGUCAUGCUAACAUAAGUCACAUGACUGGGUUGCUAUGCAACGAGUAAAUCAAACGGACUCGGCUGUAAACUAAAAAGAUGUCCUACAGUUUCUCAGCAAACCAAUAUGACGAUGCCUUCAAGCCAAAGAGGCUGCAGAACUGGUGUCAGGCGAAGCAAAUCACCAAAUUACCCAGAGCACAUAAGGGCCACACUACCUUUGUUGCAGAUAACAGAGGACAUCUACUUCCUGGAUUGGUUAAGAAAGGCAGCGCUUGGCCUGACUUUAAAGGAACCUGGGAUCUACCUGCUCGUACACCACCUCGGAGCAUCAACCCUACUAGCAGCUCUGUGGAAGGUCUCAACAGGCUCAAGGCCUGUGGCUUAGACCCUCAACACACAGGCAACUGUGAACCACAAGGAGGCAGCAAAAACACAGAUGGCUUGCAGGAUGCUGCAAAGCAGAGCACUGGGGAUGUACAGCAAGACGAUGCUGUCUCAACCCCCUUGUCGACAGCUGAAUCCCGGCCAGCAUCCCAGAACAGACCAAUUUCUGCAGACUACAAAACUGGCAGCCAGAACCAGGACAUGCAGGCAGAUGAGGCAUCAUCUGUCACUUUGCCUGCCGGUGAAGGACAAACUGCUGGGGAGACUGUGAUGAGCAGGCCGCAGAGCCGGAGAGAGUCAGCUUUGACGUCCUUGGCGGGAAGGCCGAAUACUGGAAGCACGCAUUCCGCAAGCCCCGCAUUAUCAAGAAGAGUACAGUAGUUUCAACUUCUUCUAGGGAUGAUUGUACUGAAGUAUUAAAUUAGGCACAAAUCAGAAAGUCAGGAAUAUGUUUUUAAAAGGACUAUCCUUUCCAUUUGAUAUCCCUCUGCUCUUGCAAUGUAGCACCCUUAAGAGUUCUGGAGUCACAACACAAAGGUAUUGUUGUACCAGCACAACAAUUAUAUUGUCUUGUAUGUCCAAUUUCAAAAAUAAAC